This is a messenger RNA of Dreissena polymorpha, 2073 nucleotides long. Its product is annotated as delta(14)-sterol reductase TM7SF2-like. Gene Ontology annotation, molecular function: oxidoreductase activity, acting on the CH-CH group of donors, NAD or NADP as acceptor. The transcript has 8 exons. Lineage: Eukaryota; Metazoa; Mollusca; Bivalvia; Myida; Dreissenidae. Gene Ontology annotation, cellular component: nuclear inner membrane; endoplasmic reticulum membrane. Bases 85 to 1365 code for a protein of 426 amino acids. Gene Ontology annotation, biological process: sterol biosynthetic process. The record is from RefSeq and is a predicted model, not a curated record.
ACUUGCUGAACUAACCUGAUAACGCUUGAAUUGUUAUCUCGGAUAACCUACUUGGCAAAACAGAGAGAAAGAGAAGCAAUCGACAUGGGGUCUCGUGACAAGCGCUUCGCAAGCUCGACACCACGUGACCUCGUGACUUCAGAGAUGAAGAUGGGUGGACCUUUCGGCUGCGCGGCGUUCGCUAUAUUAUUUACAGCAUACACGUUUUUCAUUGCUCUGAAAUGUCAAAUGGGAGCCUGGGACUUAUUUUCCAUACCGGAGUUACCAAACAGAGCCCUGUUACUGGACACGAAAGUGACCACGUGCGUUGUCGUCUGGUUCCUCCUCCAAUGCGCCAUUUACAUGUCUCCAGUAGGCGGAAGCAUGGAAACAGGAGCGUUGCUUACUUCUGGUGUACAACACUUAUACAGAGCAAACGCUCUCUUCGCUUUGGCGAUAAACAUCUUUGUCCUGGGGACAGCAGUCGUGUUUGGUUAUGACGUCACAAGGAUUGCUGCGUCGCUGAUACAACUGGUAACGUCAUCGAUAACACUAUGUCUCAUCGCAAGCGUGGUACUCUAUCUCAGAGGACGACGACUGCAACCAAGCGAUAGAAAUCCAAAUGGAAAUAAAGGAAACAUAGUAUACGAUUGGUUUAUGGGUCAGGAGCUGAAUCCAAGAUGGCGGAAUCUGGAUUUUAAAUACGUAUUAUUCCGCAGCGCAAUAAUUGGCUGGAUACUUAUAAACAUCUGUAAUAUGGUUGAACAUUAUCAAAGAUACCAGUCUUUAAACAUAACGCUACUAGUCUUAAAUGCCGUGCAGCUUUACUAUGUGGCGGACUACUUUUACUUCGAACGCGGAGUGAUCGUGUCACGCGAUAUAGUCCACGAAGGAUUGGGGUACAACAUUCUGCUGCAAUUUGUAAUGAUACCGUUCUGCUUCUGUAUCCAGACGAGAUUUGUGGCAUCCACAAAUUACCAACAAAGCACAUGGACUGUUUUGUCGAUCACAUUAGUCUAUGUUCUAGGUUUCUACAUCUACAGAGUAAGUAACUCUGAGAAAAACGACUUCCGCAAGAAUCCGCAUGACCCAAAGCUUUCGCAUCUUAAGACCAUUGCCACGAAAUCGGGAAAGCACCUGUUGAUAAGCGGCUGGUGGGGAACAUGUCGACACCCAAACUACUUGGGAGACCUUAUAAUCUCGCUCAGCUACGCACUGUUUACAGGCGUCACUCACGUGUUACCAUACCUGGGCACGGUGUUUCUCAUGCUUCUUCUUAUCGACCGGGAGAGAAUGGACGGUGAAGACUGCAAACGCAAGUACGGGCCGGACUGGGAAAGAUACUGCAGCAUUGUGAAAUAUAGAAUCAUUCCAUGGCUAUACUAAUAUAACUGUGGAUAUUGUUUAGUGUACUAAUUACACUGUACUCGCUAUCGCAGGGAUAUAUACUGCAGCAUUGUGAAAUAUAGAAUCUCCCCAGGGAUGUAUGCGUCGCGUUCUGAGAAAAAUGGGCAUAAUGCAUGGGCGUUAAAUGUCAUCCCAGAUAAGCCCGUGCAAUACACACAGAAUAAUCAGGGAAGACACUUUCCGCUUGUAUGACACUUUUCGAUUAAAUGAGUCUUCUAAAAAAAAAUCCAAUUUAAGCGUAAAGUGUCGUCCCUGAUUAGCCUGUGUGGACUGCACAGGCUAAUCUUGGACGACACUUUACGCACAUGCAUUAUGUCCAGUUUUCUAAGAACUUGCCUCUAUUAAUCUAAUCUUUCUGAAAAUGUGUCAAUGUACUUAAUACACUGAACACCAAUCUCGGACGUAACACACAAACAUUUGGACAAUGUCGGUAGUCAUACUGCAGCAUUGUGAAAUCAUGAUAUCUGUGUUAAUUAAGUACAAAGAAAUAACAUAAGACCCCAGACCUUUUUUCCUGUCUUUGUGAAUCAGCUUUUGACCCAUGACUUUGUGAAAAAUGAGUAUAAACUUUUCAAAAUUGUGAAAACUUGUAAAACUUGUGAAAUUCAGUUUGUUAUAUAUAUAAUAUUUAAAGCAUGUAUAAUAUAAAAAUUUCUUCAAAUGAUGCAUAAAAUCAUAUUUUCAUUC